AGAGACCUGAGUGAAGCUUCCCAAGUCGCUCUUCCGGGCUGCCAUGGCUUUGGAGGAGAACUUCUACAAGUGGGUCCUGCCGCUGGUCUUCGCGGAGAUUCUCAUCUACGUCUAUGCCUUCACCUCGGAGCUGCGCACUUGCCAGGUGGCCCUGGGUUUGCUGGGCCUCUUCUGGUGCUUUGCGGCGCUCUGGGUGGAAAUCCGGCUCGAGCAGGUCUAUCCUGGCUUCGAGUAUGACAAGCCAACCGACCCGGAGAUGAAGGCAUACAAGCCCUUCUGCGACUUUGCGCCCUGGGCGAAGUGCAGCAAGGUGCUGAUGUCGCCGCCGGGGCGCUUCCUGCGGUACUUUGGCAUUGCCAAGCAGGCCUCAUCUUCCAGCGGCAUCCUAGAUAAGGUGCGGGGCUGGAUAGACGUGCCCAACCCCACGCUGGGCGUGCUGUUCUUUGCGGUGCAUUUGUUUUACCCUCUGCUACUUCUCUUCACGCCCAUCCCGCUGCUCGGGCCGCUCCUGCCGGAGCUUUUCUUCCUGGCAUGCUGCGGCGUCGGGCUGAUGACCGUUUGGCUUGCGUACAAUCUGGCAUUCGUGCUGCAGGACUUUUGCGUAGUUUGCGUAUCCAUGUAUGUUGCAAACUUCGGGUUGAUACCGAUGAUGCAUGGGCUGGCGCUCCAAGGCUCGCAGGUGGGCCAGGAGUCCUUCUUCGGUGAGGUGCCAAGGUGGUUCCUCUACUCCUUUGGAACUCUGGAUGCGGUGAUGGGGCUUCACGUCCUGCACCUCUACUUCCGCGGGUCGAGUAGCUCGGAGUACAAGCAGCUGGCAGGUGCUUGAAGGCCUUCUGAGGGCGACUCAGAACGCCGUCUGCUUCAGUUGCUUGCCGAAGUAGUGCUCACAGCGAGCGCAUCCAGCUGCUUCUGAGCUGUUUGCGAUUUUCGAGCUGAAGGUUGCUCCAGAA
Messenger RNA from Effrenium voratum, 950 nucleotides. Lineage: Eukaryota; Dinophyceae; Suessiales; Symbiodiniaceae. The record is from the annotation of a GenBank genome assembly.